Molecule: messenger RNA, 495 nt
Organism: Nanorana parkeri
Lineage: Eukaryota; Metazoa; Chordata; Amphibia; Anura; Dicroglossidae
Gene: SMIM3
Product: small integral membrane protein 3
Exons: 2
Coding region: 217-393 (58 amino acids)
Source: RefSeq, a predicted model, not a curated record
ACCAGACACAUCCCCUUAGAUAAAGACUAGAGAAAGCAUUUCAGGCUCAGUGCCUAGGCUGCCAUGAGGAGCAAGGAGUGAUAGUGUCGCCCAGAGAUCUGUCCGAUCACACCUGGGGUGGGUGAGCUGCCAGUCCUCAUCUAGACAGGACCUCUUUAAUGUACAUAUCCAUGGAGAAGUUCUGAGCAGGCAUUGGAUUUCACAUCAUAAGCCAAAAUGACAGAUCUCGUGACUCCAACCCCUGCAGAGAUCCCUAAACACAUACUGGACAUUUGGGUCAUCGUUCUCAUUAUUCUGGCCACUAUCUUGGUGAUGACAUCAAUGCUUCUCUUUCCGGCUGCAGCUGUCAUCAUGUACAGAGUACGGACUCAUCCAAUCCAAAACAGCCAAUAGCAGCAUGGAGGAGAACUGUAAUUAACACCACAGAGGGGUUCAGUGUCAUAAUGUGGACAGGGUACAUCAGUUGGAUAAGGAUGCGAAAAGACAAUCAAUCUG